CCGACACCAUGUGACACACGAUGAGCCGAUGCUGAGUUGGGAGCGCCAGCAGCUCUGGCGGCUGGAGCCUCAGCCCAGCCCUGGACAGCUCCUCCAAGAUCCUCCAGGAGGGCGGAAGCAGGCAGGACCAGAAGGGGAGCCGGGCUGCACCUCAUGAACACUCAGUCCUGACUGUCCCCGGCAGAAGCAAAGCCAGGAGUGCCUGACACCCAUCUGUAGCUUUCAGAGCCACACCUCGGCCCCACCCCGACCUUCUGGGAUCUCAGUGGUGGAAUGAGCACUCCACUCCCUCCUCCUCCCCUCCACCCAUAUGCAAUUAAGGUCUUCCUACCAACCAACGGUGUGACCCCACUCUGCCCCCUCCCCACUCUCAGCUGGGCCGAUGAUUCCACACAGAGCCCCUGCUCCUGUUAGGCAGCAUCCCCCCCCCCCACACCCAUCAACUCUGUCCCUGACACUCCAACCCAUUGCCACAUGGACAGAUCUUGGCCUCAAGCGCUAGGAUGGAGCACAGCCAGGAGUGGAGUCCUUCAUCUCCACCUGGGGCUCGACUCCACCUCUGGAGGACCCGGCAGGCCAGGAGGCAGAUCCAGCUCCUUUGCUGAGCAGCCUUUCCCCAAGGCCUAUUCCCUCUCCUGGUCAGAUAACCGUAGCUGAGGGCUGAGGAGCUGAAGCGAGGCAGAUGGUAGCCAGAAGCCACAUGCUCGGUGUUAAGGCCCCAAGUCCAGGCUUGACUUUGUCCUCCUGUUCUGCCCGUGGAUCCUUCCCUCCUGGAGGGAAAGGGCAGGAGAUCCGAGCACAGCUUCAAGGGGCAGGGAGCCAGCUCUGAACCCCCCUAUCACUCUCCCCCAGUAGGCCAGAGGACCAGCUGCAUGAAGGCAGGAGGGAGGCCCUCGCCAAGUCUCUGGAGAGAUGCAGGCCCCUGUCCCAUCUCCCCACAGCACAUGAUGGGGGAAAGACAGCCACAGCCCAUCCAGCCUGCAGGGACUGCCUGCUAAAAGCUCGGGACACACGCCAUUAGCAGCCCCUGGAGGACGAGACUCUGAGAGCUGCUAGUGGAAGCUUUCCCAUCCAGUACCUUGCACAGGGCAGAGUUCAGAAGUGAGCGGAGGCAGGACGCAAGUUCCGGAGCUGGGAACGCAGAUGUCCUGGUGGCUGCAGGGGUAUCAGGAGAGAGAAAGCACGGAGCAGACAUCCUUCACCCCCGCCACCCUCACUCUCCACCCGUGAUGGAGCAGAAAGAAGACAGACAGCACCCAGCGUCCCUCAACACCCAGGAGGAUGUAGCGUUCAACCUGGUCAUCCUGUCCCUCACUGAACUCCUCAGCCUGGGUGGGCUGCUGGGCAAUGGCGCGGUCCUGUGGCUGCUUAGCUGCAACGUCUACAGGAACCCCUUCUCCAUCUACCUCCUGGACGUAGCGUGCGCUGACCUCAUCUUCCUCGGCUGUCACAUGGUGGCCAUCAUCCCUGACCUGCUGCCCGGCCAGCUGAACUUCCCAGGUGUUGUGCAGGUCAGCCUGGCCAUGCUGAGAUUCUUCUGCUAUAUGGUGGGCAUGAGCCUCUUGGCAGCCAUCAGCACAGAGCAGUGCCUGGCCGCCUUCCUCCCGGCCUGGUACCUGUGCCGCCGUCCGCGCUACCUGACCACCUGUGUGUGCGCGCUCACCUGGGUGCUCUGUCUGCUGCUGGACCUGCUGCUCAGCGGCGCCUGCACCCAGUUCUUCGGGCAGCCCAGCAGCCAGCUGUGUGGGGUGCUGUGGCUGGUGGUCGCAGCCGUGCUGGCCACCGUGUGCUCCGUCAUGUGUGUGAGCAGCCUGGUCCUGUUGCUGUGGGUGGAGCACGGUCCGCAGGGGCACCAGCCCCGGGGCUUCCCCGCCCUCAUCCUGCUGGCUGUCCUCCUUUUCCUCUUCUGUGGUCUACCCUUUGGCAUCUUCUGGCUGUGCUGGAACUUAGACUGGCACAUCCCUCACCACUUCUACCACUUGAGUUUCUUCAUGGCUGCUGUGCACAGCGGCGCCAAGCCCGUGGUGUACUUCUGCCUGGGAAGCACCAGUGGCCGAGUGCUGCGGGACCCCCUGCGGCUGGUGUUGCAGCGGGCGCUGGGGGAUGAGGCUGAGUUGGGGGCUAUGAGGGAGGCCUCCCACGGGGGCCUUGUGGACAUGGCCGUCUAA
Messenger RNA from Jaculus jaculus (lesser Egyptian jerboa), 2168 nucleotides. It is a transcript of the gene Mrgpre, whose product is annotated as MAS related GPR family member E. Gene Ontology annotation, cellular component: membrane. Gene Ontology annotation, molecular function: G protein-coupled receptor activity. The record is from RefSeq and is a predicted model, not a curated record. NCBI's taxonomy places the organism in Eukaryota, Metazoa, Chordata, Mammalia, Rodentia, Dipodidae. Bases 1230 to 2168 code for a protein of 312 amino acids. The transcript has 4 exons. Gene Ontology annotation, biological process: G protein-coupled receptor signaling pathway.